Drosophila serrata is the source of this 2050-nucleotide messenger RNA. RefSeq lists its product as uncharacterized. The record is from RefSeq and is a predicted model, not a curated record. Gene Ontology annotation, molecular function: RNA polymerase II cis-regulatory region sequence-specific DNA binding; DNA-binding transcription factor activity; zinc ion binding. Lineage: Eukaryota; Metazoa; Arthropoda; Insecta; Diptera; Drosophilidae. Gene Ontology annotation, biological process: regulation of transcription by RNA polymerase II. Gene Ontology annotation, cellular component: nucleus.
UCACUAAAAUGUUGUUAAGCGUAUUUAAGUAUAUUGAACUCAAAAUCUGACGGUCACACGGGUCCUGCUCGUAUAAAUUCUGGGGCCAACCAAAUGAAAAACCAAUUGAAAGCUAAAAAUAAAAUCAAAAUUGCGCACGAAAAUGAGAUGUGUCGUGCCCAAUUGUAGGAAUUCUUCCAUACGCAGAUCCAAGAGAGACCCGGAUCAGCAGCAGCCGGUUUCCUUCUUCCAGUUUCCUAAAUCCCCGGAGCUAUUCAACAGAUGGCUGUCGUUCUGUCGCGGCUCCGAGAAUGCCUUAAAAGUGAAGAAUCCGUGCAUCUGCAUCGAGCACUUCCGAGACGAGGACAUAGAGGGGUCUAUCAAAUUUGAAAUGGGACUUGCUAAAAAGAGAACGUUGCGCCCUGGUGCGGUUCCAUGCAUAAACAAGAGCCAAGAAAGCCCGUCGGAAAUAGCACGAUUAGAGCGCUCAAAGCGGCGUAGUAAUCAUAAAUUGGUGGCCGAUCUGCUCUUAGAGGAUGAAGCCAGGGCUAGUGCUCCCGCAGAAGUGGUUCCCACGCCCAGCUACGUCCGGCUCAACACGGGAAUAGCUUCUGCUCCUUCAUUCGUUAGUCCAAAACCGGCAGAAGAAGAGUUGACCUCGAUAAUCGUGGAAGACGAUCCGCUCGUGACCGCAGAAAAGGCUAAAUUAACGGAGAGGUGCCGCACCUGCUACAAGGAAUUCGUUGUCGAUGCCAAUGCCAAAGAUCUUUUCGACCCGGCUAACAGUGUGCUGAUUUUCCACAUUGAAGUCAUUAGCGGAGUUUGGAUUAAAAAUAUCGAAGGGGAACCUCAUCUCAUAUGCCCCGCAUGCCAGAUGUCCCUCCAGCUGGCGAUCGAGUUUAGGGAAAUGUGCAUAGGCAUUGAGCUGAAGCUUACACAGCCAAAGCUUGAAAUUGAUGAAGAGCCCGAUCUGGAGUCAGUCCAGGAAGAGUCAUUAGAACUUGAUAUUUUUUCUGGCUCUGAAUAUUCAAAUCUAGAUGAAUAUCCUCCGGACGAGCCUGUGGUGGACGAACCUCUUUCCAAUACUGACCUGAAGCUAGAGUCUGUGGCAGAAUCUCUCGAGUUGGGUUCACACGAUCCACUCAGUGUGGCCCCUGGAGCGUCCAUUGUCAAGGAUCUAAUCAGCCAAUACACGGGAAAGUCGACGAAUAAGUCAAAAAAAGAGGCUUUCGAUGCAAAUGCGACUGAACCUAAGCGUACUACUGUGGAUCACGCAGAAAAACCGUUGAAAAAAUCAAACCCCAAGACCAAAGAAGAGAGAAAUCUUAUCCGUCGUGCUCAGAUCCGAGCCCGACCAACGAACUUUGUGUGCGAUCAGUGCGGCCAGGCCUUCCGCAUGGCUCACAAUCUGCAAAUUCACAUCCUCCGACACACCCGUACCAAGAACUACCAGUGCAACGAAUGCCCCAUGACCUUUUAUGAUGCCUACAUGCGCAACAUCCACAUCCGAAUCAAGCAUCGUGGAGAAACUCCCUUUAGCUGUCGGUACUGCAAAGCUACGUUUGCGUAUGCGGGAGCACGUCAAAAACAUGAAAGCGGUGUUCAUGGAGCACCACCCCGUCGCAUCGUAAAACGAAUCAAUCCCCAGCCCAUGCCUCGCUCCAAAACGCGCUAUCAUUGUGAACUCUGCGAGAAACACUACGCCUCCAAGUACGCUCUGGCAUGGCAUGUCAAGUCACACACGGAUGCGGGUGCCUACAAGUGCCAGCUGUGCGACAAGAGCUACUCGGAUCCAGCCACGCUCAAGCGCCACGAAAUAACCCAUGAUGACAAGAGACCGCUGCAGUGUGAGGUGUGCCUGAAAGGGUUCUACCAACAAACUAAGCUCCGGGAGCACGAGCUCAUCCACACUGGCGAGCGUCCUUAUAGGUGCGAGAUCUGCGAUGUCCACUUCCGCUACAAGUACAACAUGAAGGUACAUGCAAACAGCAAAAUGCACCAGGAGAACCUCUCGAAAGCGCAGGCUAAUCAAAUUGUUGAAAUUUAAUGAAAAACUGUUUUCUUAUCCGAA